CAAAGUUGAGCCAAAACCUGAAGCUGCUGCAGGAAGCUGGGAAUAGAAGCGAAAGGAAUAAACUUUUUAAAACGCAGUUUGAAGACUUGAAUUUUCAAGCUACCCUCAGAAAGGAAGUUGUCUGCAGAAAUAACUGGGAUUCAUGCUAAAAUGUGUCACAACGAUUUGCAAUGAAACAUCUGCUUAAGAUUCAGUAGAUUUCCCAGUGCAGGUCAAGAUCUUACUGACGAGAUUAGUGCUGGUUUCACCAUGAUCACUGUGGUUCUGCUCAUCUGGACCGUGCCCUGCGUAGCUAAUCAGCUUCUCAGUGGCUUUGUUAAAGGAGAAUUUCAGAAAGGUUCCCACCAGCUCAUAUGCAGCAUGCCAGGGCCACAGGGCCCUCCUGGCCCUCCAGGAGCACCAGGGUCUCCAGGAAUAAUUGGGCGAAUGGGGUUUCCAGGGAAGGAUGGAAAAGAUGGCGAGGACGGGGAGAAAGGAGAGCAUGGAGAGGAAGGUCCCCAAGGCAGAACUGGAAACCCAGGCAAACCAGGACCAAAGGGGAAAGCAGGCGCCAUCGGCAAAGCAGGUCCACGAGGUCCGAAGGGUAUUAAGGGAAAUCAUGGGAAACAUGGAGUGCAAGGAAAGAAAGGACCCAAAGGGAAAAAGGGCGAUACUGGGAUGCCAGGACCAUGCAGCUGUGACACCAAAAAAGCCAAAUCUGCCUUUUCAGUCGCAGUCACCAAAAGCUACCCGAGAGAGAGGCUGCCCAUCAAAUUUGACAAGAUCCUUAUGAACGAAGGCGGGCACUACAAUGCUUCCAAUGGGAAAUUUAUAUGCAGCAUUCCUGGUAUUUACUACUUCACUUAUGACAUAACAUUGGCCAAUAAACACUUGGCCAUUGGGUUGGUCCACAACGGGCAAUACCGAAUAAAGACAUUUGAUGCCAACACUGGUAACCACGAUGUGGCCUCUGGAUCAACCAUUAUUUCCCUGAAACAGGAUGAUGAGGUGUGGUUGCAGAUCUUCUACUCGGAACAAAACGGGCUCUUUUAUGAUCCCUACUGGACAGACAGUUUAUUUACCGGCUUUCUUAUAUAUGCUGACCAGGAUUAUCUCAAUGAAAUAUAGGAGGAGACUGUCAAAAUAUAGGAAGUGAGUUUGGGAGCUUAUACAAGCAAAGUACAGCUUUAAGUGUGUAUGUGUGAGAUAAUCAUAGGACUCUGCAUUCUUAGAGCUGUAAGGCUGCAUUGGCUAGUUGGAAGUCUCCCAUACCAUUAAAGCAUUGUAUUUGAAUGUCAUUUAAGUUUUAGCACAAGCUUUCCUAUAACCUUUACCUAGAGAUAAAGGGAAGAUACUCCGCAUAUAGUUUACUUGGAGGUGGGGAGCAAUUAUCACUUGGUUGGUAUCAGGUGUUUCCCACCAGGAUUGUCCUUUUAUUGGGUUUGUACAGCCCCUAGCAUAAAUGAGCUCCGAGGUGCUACAGUAAUACAAAUAGUCUUAGGAUCAGUGUGACCACUUUAAAGUACCCUUAAUGAUUGUUUUUUAUAAUCCUUGGAGUUGUCUGUUAUAUUUUCCUCUACGAAGCAUAUAUGCUGUGGUCAGAUUACUAUAACUUUAACACCAAUGCAGAAUCUAUAUUGUUAUUUUUUUUAAUUACAAAAAAUGAGCCAAAAUCUAUAUCCUGCAACCUCGUAUCGGAAGCACUGUUACUGUUAGAGACAAUAUCUAUCCCGCUGCAGAAAGGAUCUUCAUUAAUUCAAAGUCAAAGUUCAGUAACCACUAAAGAGUCGGGCAGUUCUCUGUUAAGAUCCUAACAGCAGCUUCAUAAGUGCAUUAUUAAUGGGCAAAGCAGUCUGGCCAAAAUAGAACUGGUACAAAGACCUCAUCUUAGCCCCUUCAUAGUCAAUGGCAAACCUUCCUGUAAGAUUCUGGCUGCUCUCAACUCCCAUUCAAUGGGUAUUAAUGGCACUCAGUACCUUUCAGAAUGCAUCCAGUAUGCACAAAAUCAGAUUUUAAGAGAGACCUGCACUGGAAUCCUGGAUCUGAUUCCACCCAAGUUUUGGUAAAGUUGGUAUCUGGAUCUGGACCCAAGUGUCACAUCUCAGGGCUGCAUGGGCCAAAUGGCCCAGUGAGAUUCUGAUCCAAAUUUGGCCUGAGGACAAACUUUUAUUCCAUGAACUGUUGUGUGAACUUCUCUCCCUAGCUUUUGCUAUGCAGGAUCUGUUAGCUGCUGCUAAGGCUCUUUUCUAGGGCUUUAAUGCAUACACACAUACUGUAUCCGAUUCCUAAGUGUGGUGACCCACUGCUACAAGAUAUUGUUUUCAGCGUACCCUGGAAAAAUAUUACUGAUGCUCUGGAAUCAACCACAUUCAGCUUUGUAUUGGUGAUAAAAAGGUCAAGAGUUAUAACAGAUUUUUUUUUUAGCAUUCUUCCUUUACCUAUAAGUAUAUCAGCUGGUGAUAACAGAGGUAUGGUUCUCUAAUGUUAGAAGUACUGUAGCAGAAUCCAAAGCAAUCCUGAUAUAAAGCACUGCAAUCUGGCUCUGAGCCCCAGAAAUGUCUAUUACAAACUCCCCUUUGUAAAACACUCAUAAUAUAGAUAUCUAUCUUGACAGCCAAACAAGUGAAACCCUUCACCUUUUUCCCAUUAAACGUGGGCCAAAUUCUUUUCUCA
This is a messenger RNA of Terrapene triunguis (Three-toed box turtle), 2652 nucleotides long. It is a transcript of the gene C1QTNF2, whose product is annotated as C1q and TNF related 2. Gene Ontology annotation, molecular function: protein binding. The transcript is spliced from 3 exons. Bases 250 to 1107 code for a protein of 285 amino acids. NCBI's taxonomy places the organism in Eukaryota, Metazoa, Chordata, Testudines, Emydidae. The record is from RefSeq and is a predicted model, not a curated record.